Messenger RNA from Rotaria socialis, 2607 nucleotides. Lineage: Eukaryota; Metazoa; Rotifera; Eurotatoria; Philodinida; Philodinidae. The record is from the annotation of a GenBank genome assembly.
AUGGCCGACGAUUUAGUAAAAGUCGCCAUUCAAACGUUAGAAGCUUCUUUCGUUCAGGACGCUGGAUAUUUUCAAGAUAAAAGUGUUGGUCACGCACUCGAGAGUCUCUGCCAUUGCUUGCGAGAGAUCAGCGGCAAGCCUGAUUCCUACUCCACGGAAGAGAAACAAAAGCUGGUGAUACAACUGAAACCGCUUCAAAUCAAUCUAUUCCAUCAGUUACUGGUGCGAUUCUUACCAGCGAUCCCAACAUCCGCCAUGAACAGUCUUUUCGAUGCCAUUCUUUGUCAAAUUCAGAUCGAAAUGGAUAUCGAUGAAAGAGCUAGUGACAGCUACUUCGAGUUAUCACUCAGUUGUUUAACGACCAACUCGGUCAUCGAUUAUCUUCUUGAAGUUCGACCGAGUAAUCCUGUCGAUGAGCGUUUUCUUCAGUUAUUAAUCGGUAUCAGUUAUCAGGCGAUGUUAAACAAAAAAAGGAAAUCCUCUGCAAUCACUGUCACACGCAAGAAGACGCCGACUUUUUUCCAAUUGAAUUCAGAAACGGAUCAUCUUCUACGCGUGUUUCUUACCUAUUUUGAUCGCCAUUUUCGAGAUAACCCAAUGAGUCAUCAACAAUUGGUGAUCUUCCAUUGGGUGCAACAACUCAUCGAUUUUAUUGUAUUCGUGCCAUUUUUUGUCAGUACGGGCUAUCCAGAAAUGGCGAUACAAUGGUUAUCCAUCGAGCCGAAUCAGCCGAUGAUCAGCAUACAAUCAUGGCGCGAAUGUCUUGAUCUAGUUCACAAUAUUGCUCGUCAAGAAUCUGGCAUAGAAGCAUUAAAUAAACUGGAAGCGAUUCCGAUUAUCAAAAAGUGGAAAGAACGUUACUUUGACAAAUUUAUAUCCCAGAACGAUGAAAGUUAUGAAGAUCUUCUCGUACUCUAUUACAUGACUUAUGCUUUGUUAAUUGAGCCAGCACUACUCAAACGAGAAGAUACCAUAGAUAUUCAAAUCGCUCUCGGUCAACUUCUCGAUCGAGCUAUUCAAGCAUUUCAAUCAGUGUCUCUCCAGUUUUCUUACUACAAUGUGUCCGAAUUUUUGGCCCCACUGGCAAAAUUUUCCGUCAAUGACAAGUGUCUAUUGCACAUGCUGGCACGUGAAAAUAUGUUUGAAUUUUUUAUGGAGAAAUUUCUCGAAUUCAAUCGACUAUUACUAAGCAGUGCCGAUUCCGAAUCAUCCGAUUUGAAUACUCUCAUUUGCUCACAGUUCUAUACGAUUUUCUGGUCGAUUAGUUUUCAACUAGAUUAUCAUCCUACGAUGAAAAACAAUACGGAAUUCGUUCGAUUUAUAGAACAAAUUGCUGAGAUCGAUUCAAGUAGUGAAGAAAUCGCGAUAAUAAAGAGAUCAGCCAAAGGGAUUCGGUUUAAUCUUGACUUAGAUCAAUCAUUAAUCGUCAAUACUCAAUCAGAGCGAAAGGAUCAGGCCGAUGGCAUCAGGGUCAUGGUUUCCUAUGCGCAUAGAGAUAGUUCGUUUUGUCGGAAACUCGUAAGCAAUCUGCAAGGUCAAGUUCAAGGAGACGUAUGGGUGGAUUAUAUCAAAUUGGAACCACCAUACGAGGACGAUUGGGAAGAAAUAGCCGAAGCAAUUACACACUGUGAUGUAGUAGUAAUGAUUGUAACAGCAAAUUAUUGCGACUCGAAAAGUUGCCGUCGAGAAGUGGUCCAUGCUGAUAAACGUAAGAAGCGAAUGAUACCUGUUUAUCAGGGUUUGGAGUAUGAACCGCCUGAUUGGUUUGAAAUUCGGGCUGGUUCAGCAACGUGGGUUCGCUUCAAUGAUACGAGAACCGAUGAAGAAGUAAUGGCAAUGCUUGUGAAAAUGAUUAAUUCUCAAGAAAAAAUUAAAAAAACUUCAAAUACAGAGACGGUAUCUCAAAAGUUAUAUUUUCCGAGUAACAAUACUGUUCCACCGAAGAGUUCGGAAGUUCUGCCAACACCGUUACUAGUUGCUGUUUCACAACCCACUGUUUCCGAAUCACUCAUCAUAGUUUCACCGGCACUAUCAACUCCUAGAAAACCAAUCGAACAGUGGACUGGCGCAGAAGUUCAGCAAUGGCUUCGUUUACCUAUAUCUGUCCUACAGCUGUCGUGUGGUCGUGCUUUGUUAAGCUAUGCACGACUGAUAUCAGACGAGGGCACUCAGCGAGAUGAAUAUGAACGAAUUCUCCGAGAUCGUGGCCUAACUCGUGAGCAAUGGGCGAAUCUACUCUCUUCCUUUUCGACUCUUCGUACUCUGCAUACGAUACAAGCAUCACCAAAAACUUCGCCUGAACAGUGGUUAAGCUGCGAAGUUAAAUAUUGGUUCGAAAAAAACAACCUACCGAAUUAUCUACUAGAUACGCUUGCCUUUGUCGACGGAGUGGAACUUGUCGUUUACGCUAAGAUGAUGACUGACUCAUCAGAACGCAUCAACGUGGAAUACGAUCGACUUCGAUUUAGAAUUCGAGCACGCUAUAAUGGGCAAGAUCUUCUUCAAUUAGACGAAUACGCUCGAUUCGUACGUGCUCUAAGAAGUAUUGUCGAGCAAUUAGAAGUGCCACUCGAACCGUGCCAAGCGACAGAAUCCUGCAAUAUUUGA